AGAAAACUGAAGGGCUCGCGCACAUCUCUGAUGAGACACCUUGCAGAGCGCGUGAGACUAACGUGCGAAGAUAAAAGAAAUGCUGUUGGACACCAGCAGCGGGCUCACGAGUCAGGCGGUGGCUGUAAUCUGAAACCAGUUCGAGAAGGGGACCAAUAACGAGCCAUGAAAAAACACCUGAGCCCCACGAAGCAGCAGCAUGACCACCACCAGCCGCCGCCCCCACCGACAGACAUCCCGGCUGCUGGCGGCGAGUUGACCGUAAACGAGCUCAACGAGCUCCUCUCCGACGGCAGCGGCUUCUACAACCUCCCCACCCAGCACUUCAAUGAGGUCUUCCCCAGGAUUUACAUCGGAAACGCGUUUGUGGCCCACAACCCCAUGCGACUGCAGAAACUUGGUGUGACACAUGUCCUCAACGUGGCAGAGGGCACCUCCUUCAUGCACGUCAACACCAGUCCAGAGAUGUACACCGGCACUGGGAUUACGUACCACGGCAUUCCAGCCAACGACACAAAGGGCUUCAACCUCAGUGCCUUCUUUGAGGAGGGGGCUGAUUUUAUAGACAGAGGACUAGCACACCAUAAUGGCAAAGGGAAGGUGUAUGUACACUGCAGAGAAGGCUACAGCCGCUCCCCGACCAUGGUUGUUGCUUACCUUAUGAUGCGCCACAAAAUGGACGCCCGGACGGCUCUCGCCACCGUGAGACAGAAGAGAGAGAUCGGCCCUAACGAUGGCUUCCUUCUCCAGCUGUGCCAACUUAACGAGAAGCUGGUGAAGGAGGGUAAGCUGAACGGAGAGGUGGGCAAAACGAAGACCAAAUAAAAACAGGAGAGAUGUCUGUAGGACCGGUCUCUUCCUGCCAGGCAGAUCGCAUCCUAACCAAACCAGCACCCGUCUAACAUAUCAGGGGUACAAACAUGCAUUUAUCUGUGUAAAUACCUUCAUAUGUGCACAAACAGUUUCAUUUCCCAUUCUCCUUUUUAUUAGUCCACACUUCACCUCCGGGCAGAUUUUCCUGCAAAUCUUUGCUCUAAAUUUAUAUAGUUACAAGCUUACCUUCCUGAGGCAUGUAUUUAAUUCCCACAAGUUAAUAAGACAAACACCUUGCCCUGAUUUAUAAAACACCCUUACAAAUUUGUAUUUAACAGAUUAUAGCACAAUCAUUCCAUAGUUUUCCACUGCCGGAAUGUCAGUGAUGUCUCUGUGAACAGAAGUAAAUUUCAAACAUAAAAAUAAAAUUCCUUAUUAAUAAAAAUGUGUGACCAUGGACAAAGAGUGCAGGAAGGAUAAUCCCAAACAUUCCAUAGAAACUACAGCAGAAAAAAAGACGCCCAGAUUUUAUCCUUAAAAUACUUAAGUCUUUAUCUUCCUUCUGCUGCUUUGUGGCAGAUGUUUCAUGCACAAAACAAGCAAAACAAUGAAAAACACCUUCUCACUCUCAAAUGCAUCCAAACUCUGGCUGUAGCGUUUCAGUUUUGGCCUCUAGCUUGACAACAUUGGCAGUGAAAGUGUUUAUCCACCGAGAAACAGGAAGGGUUGAGAUAAUUAAAAAUAAUGAGCUGUGUGGGUUACUCAUGUUACAGCUGUGUUUGUGAGUAUGACAGAUAUUCCUUUUAGUUGGAUUGUGAGGUCUCCAUGGUAAAAAGGUUGAAAGGCAAUAUCUAUUUCAAUUAUAUUUUAAUCAAUUUUAAUUUUAUUAACUUCCAUGUGACAAAAUCAAUAUUCUCCAGCUGAAAAAUAUUCUCAGAUGUACAACUUGACAUCUACUUUAUAUGUGGCUAGCCUUUUGAUUGCAAAGGCAGAUAAAGUAAUCUCCAAGUUCUCUGCAGCACUAUAAGCCAGUCCAAGGUUUACAUUUUUAGUUGUGUAUAAAAUCUCUGUAAUAAAUCAGAAAUUACAGUAGAAUGAUCUGUCUUCACUGGAGGGAAAUUUUCUCCACUACAAAUUCUUGUUGUACUGCAGUAACCAAAGCUAAUUUAAAUUAAAAGCAUAGUUUAUUGAAAGGGAAAGUUUACAGUUCAUCAUAUUUUUUCCCCCUUUGGCUUCUUAUGAUGUUGCACGAUCAAGUUUUAGAGUUUUGUUCCCUCCUUUAAGUAAACUGUACCUGGAUGAAACUGCCAAGGUCUAAACCUUGAUUAAUUUGCUCGUCAGCCAUUCUGUUUUAAUCUUGCUGCUGCGUAGGUUUAUUGUCCAGUUGAUGACCUCGUUUGAACCAAGGUUUGCCAUCCUAAGUUGCGUUGCUGUUUUCGUCUUUGUGAGUGGAGGCAAAAACAGACAAUAUUUUCUCUUUUAGUAUCAAGACGCUAAAAUUACUUCAACGGAAAGCAGACUUCUCCAGUAUUUUGCACAUUGCUUCAAUGUUUUAACAGUGUUCAAUCUGUCUACUAUAUGAAAGCUCCUGAUUUAAUGUAUCCUAAAUGAAGGUUUGCCAAUAAAAGAGAAGAUUAUAAGCUUUAUCUUUCAAAGUGCGAGGGCCAAUAUGCUGUCAUAAGGGAGGUUCAAAAAGCCAAUUUGAAUCUAGAGGCCUUUUAGUGUCAAACGUAUCAGCUGGGAAGGAUGCCAUUGGCCUUCAAUCAAGAGAGUUUCUGUCAUCACAACAGAGAGUAAAUCCACUGCCAGUUCUCUGACACAGCCCUUCAACCAGUAUCAUAUGCCACUUUUUCAUCAACACAGUUUAUCACAACACACCCACACCAAUAAAGGUGUGCCAGACAGAAACUCAUGCAAACACAAACAUACACUUCCUUUGUUUGUAUGCACUAAAGCAUUGCAAUAUAUGUCAAUACCCUAUCAGAUAUAUAGAAUGUAAUCAUAUUUAGAAUGACUAAUCCAGCAGUACUCAUUAUGUAACAACCUCGGUUCUAUAAUUCUUUGCUAACGACAUUGCAUUUACAGCAUUAGUAGACAGAAGUGUAAAUUAUUUUGUCCGGGAAAGGAUGAUAUAUACAGUAGAUUACAGUGAAAUAUGUAAAGAAAAUCUCGCUUCAGUAUGAAAGUCUGUGUCCAGUAAUCCAGAUUAUAUUAAACUCUGGAGGGACAAAUAUUAAAAUGACUUUUUCACCUCAUUAAUGCCAUUAUUAAUUCCUCUCUCAAUAUAUCUGUAUACAUCUGAAUAUAUAUAUGUAUACUGUAUAUACAUAUUUAAGUGUUGACAUAUAUGAAUGUACAAGCAAUGUGUCUAUAACUUGUAGGUAUUGUCAUUAUGUUCUUUAAUAUCAUGUUAUAUUUGUAUAUGGGUCUUUCCGCCAUUGUCACUGUUUUAACAACAAAACUACAUGUUCAUUAAUAUUCAGAUAUGCAUGUCAAGUGCUGUAUAAUUGUGAUAUUUUAACCACUUUAUUUUAACUAGGGCACUUUCCAUUUUGUUAAGAGAUGCAAUCAGUUGGCCACAGAUUAUGAGGGCAAUUUGUUAAAUUUUCUGUUUGCAGUUUGAAUAUGUUAUACUCUUAAUAUUUAGAGUUUAUAAUACUUAGAAGAAAAAAUUAUUUCAAACAGUAAAAUUUAUAAGAACCCUGGAGCGAUUAGGAACAUGCUUUAUCACAUAAAUAGAAGUAUUCUUGUUGUUUUAUUAAAGCACCUGAAACACAUUUUUCCUUUUCUCUGUGUUCUCGUACUUAGAUUGGGAAAAAUCAUAUUAGACAUUGGCCAGGACAAGCUUGAUUGGUGCAUCUCUGAUAUCUUUUUCUAGUUUGUCACCAUGGACUUUCUUCAUGAAUUACAUGCAUACUAAUUAUCAGCAGGUGUACCAUCAUACACAAGGAUGCACUAAUGGCAAUCACCCAUAUAAAUGGUAGAUUUUAUACAUAAGCAGAACAACGUAUUUCUUUGUGCCAUUUCACCACAUUUUCUCUCACAGGUUGUGCUUAUUACAAGUAAGAAGAAAUUAAAAAAAACACAACGUGAAGGUUGUUCACUGUAGAAACUAUCCACUCCACACAAACUCCCUUCAAAAAGUAUAAGCUGUAAUGUCACUAGAUUAUUUGACACAGAGCAGUUUUUUCAAUUAUGCAUCAAUCUUAAAUUCAACAAAGUCUUAAGUUUUUUUUUUUUUUAUCUAAAAAUUUUAAUUAUGGGACAUUUUUGCAUAAGAUGACCUUUACCUAAAAAGCAAACAGCAUCUGUUCAGUCUUGCUGAUAUUCUCACAUAACUGUCGCCCUCUAGUGACACAGAAACAGAUGGUGUAGCCGCCUGUUUUCUGUAUGAAUGACUUUUAUUUCACUUUGCAAACGGUGGGUGCAUAGGACAUAAAAAUCUAACUAUUUAGGAACUUGACCACUAGAUGAUUCAUACUCUUGUUGUGUAUUCUGUCUUUAUUUAUCCUGUUUAUAUGAAAAUUCAAGAAUGAGACCAUUUUAUCAUCAUCAGUAGCAGCAGCUUUAUUAAAGACACAAAUGGGUCCAUAGAAAGACAAUUAAAGAAAUAAAAAGAAAAGAAACAAUCACAUAAAAAAUAAUAAUCACAUAUACAAGUCACUGAUUUACAGAAAGUCUAGACCGCCAGUGAUUCCACAUCCUGGACUUAAAUCUGACUGACCUUUGUGAAAUAUCUGUUAGUAUCUGGAUGAUGUUGUUUGUUGAAACACGUAACCUCCACAUAAACCUGUACAAAAGGUUUCGUAAGACAGCAUGAAAAGUGGAGACACCAACAAAUAACUGACUAGCACUAGUCCAUCUCAACACCCUAAGCAGCAUCCUCAUUCCGUCAUUGUAUGCCACUUUGAGUUUUGUAAACUGCUUUGUUUAUACUGUCUCCAUAAGUGAGCACCAUACAGAGGAGUGCAGUAUGCUUUAAAGAGAGCUACUUUCCCUGAGACAGAACACAUCUCGAACUUGCGUACCAGCAUUUUGACUUGUGCAUAUAUUAAGCAACGUUUACAUAUAAAUAUAUUUGUCCAAUUUGAUUAAUUGGAUAAAUAUAUUUGAAUAUUUGAUCUCUAAAUCUUCUCUGUUUUAAAAACUUUAGGUAUGAGAUGUAUUCAAGUUUCUUGCUUGUAGCUGUCAAAUGUGUUUGAAAUGAAAUUACACAAUUAAGCCAUCUCGUUAUGAACCCUUCCUUAACUCAAGAAGUGCAAAAACUACUUUUGUAGAGCUUGUAUUUAGAGUAUUUUGCAAAAGUAUUUUUACAGUUUUGUUCUCUUUCCUUUCACUUUAAAGUAGUGUACUGUUUUGUGAGUAUCACAUAAAAUACCAAUAAAAUACACUGAAGUUUGGCUCCGUAACAUGACAAAAUGUCAUGUGAACAAGUUUAAGAGGUAUGAAUACAUUCUUUGCACUUUGUGUAUAGUCCCCCCUUAAUGCGCAUGAAUACAGAAAGGUAAUUUUACAAGCCUCAUAUGUCAUAAAAAACAAUAUUUAGACUUCCAAACGUUCACUGACAUGUCCAGACCUUCUGUGAACUCUGACUCAUUAUUGGCCAUGAGGAAAAGCCAGAUAAGGUAAUAUUCUCACAGGGAGUUAAACAUGAGUUCAGACUUUGUUGAAUGAGAACUAGUGCAGGUUUACUGUUUUUCCAUCCUGGUAUAUGUACAAGUUAUUCCACUCAACUCUGACCUGUUUCAUAUUUAGUUGUGUGAAAAUGUCAGAGUUGAUCUUUAAAGCUGCUCAUUAGAUUUUUCCCCCCCUCACAUAUGCUUCCUUCUGUUGUUAAACAGCCAGGAGUCGAAUUUUAAAGUCAAAUUUCUCACUGCAUGGUUUAUUUUCCAUGACUUGGUCAUAAAUUUCACACCAUACAUUGGCAGUGGAGCCUACAUAAUAAUCCAAAAUGCAGAGCACCCACUCUACUGCACAAAAAUCUUUUAAAGAAACUCACUGCAUUCAUACGGUUUCUAGUUUUAUUCCUAAGUAUUUGGGAGUACCGUACACAAAAUGAAAGACAUUUCACUGACUCGUGCAACUCUUCAAACAAAUAAACAGUUAUAAUCAACUGCUUGCAGUGAUCUGCAUGUUGCUUAUGAACAGAUCAGGUUUCAAAAACAAAUUUCAGUCUUUUAUUUGACAAACCAGCAGUGUCAAAGUGUAGUCCCCAAAGGCCAGUCUCCUGAAGCUUUUGCAUGUCUCCCUGGCCUGCACACCUGAAUCACACUAAUGCAUUGCUAAGUUAGUAUUCAGUAUAAUGCUACAAAGUCCUGCUAAGAACCUAAAUAUUCAAUUCAAGCAUGUUGAAGCAGAGAUGCAUCUAAAAGCUGCAGGAUACUGCCCCCUUUAGGACUGGAGUUUGACACCUGCAAACCUUUUCUGACACCAGUAAAAUGAAAAAGCUUCUCUGUGACUAGACAUGGGCUGGUAUUAGAAUUCGGAGAGAUGUUGUUACUUCAAUCAAAUGUUCAAGGUGCUGGGCUUUAACGAACAACAAAUAAAUUUGAUUGCUAAACUGAAUUGCUUUGUUCCUAAAUAUGACUUGCAAUAAGUGUUUAUAGCCUAUCAAAAUGUUAGCUUUUUAUUAUUAUCCGCCACAGCAGGAAGCUUGUAUGAAGUGGGUUGUUUAUUUCACCAGUAGAAAUCACCCGUCAGAUCUUGUUUGGUUUAAAUGGUACUGUUAAAAAGUGAUAAGAGGCACUCCAAUCUAUGUCUGCCUCUUUUUUUUUUACCUUAGAAAUUUCCUGUCUUACAGAAAACUCUGACUUGUUUGUUUGGAAGUAUGGAAAACUUUUCAGGGAAUUCUCCACCUUCAGGCAUCCAACACAGCUUACUAGCUGCUCCAAGUAACAGGUGUGGGGAGGUGGACCUAACCCAAAUAACGUUUUUAUUUCCUACAAGAUAUAUUUUCACACUGCUUGCUUUAUCGUAUUUGUUUUGCAAGGUGUCUGUAGGCUUUGUUGGAAAAGAAGGUUUUGGAAAAUUCCCCGUGACUGACUCCUUUCAGCAGCAAGCAAGAGGAAGUUGAACACUAUUGUCUGUCAUUCUACUGCUGUCAGUAAACUCUUAAACUGUAAUAGCAGUGAAAUGUUAUUUCACUGCUAUUACAGUGAAAUGACUAACAAUAACUGCUACUGUAAUAGCAGUUAUUUCACUGCUAUUACAGUGAAAUAACUGUGGUUCUAUGUAAACUAGAACCACUGAUUUUCUUUAAAAAAGAUUUAGAAACUGGAAGCCAGCCCAUGUCUGGAUACAUGGCAAAAUAUUUAAAAAAACAAACAUCUUCAUUGCUGGUUCUUAAUGCAUUGAGAUAUAGACAAACACUGCCGUCUGCUGUUCAGCCCGUAUAUUUGUCUGCACAUAUUAUAGUAGUUUCUGGCCAUGUUUUGACAUAUGUUUGCCUCUUUUUCCUACAUUUAGCAUAUUCCAUACAUUUGUUUACACAAUACCAGCACUAUUUUGUGGAUCACACAAUGUAUUAUAAGGAAUGUGAAAUGCCAUUUUUAGGUAUUAUAUAUAUGCUGAGUAUACACAAGGCAAUUGUGAAUUGCUGCAUUUUAUCCUCAUAACAGGUCUGUUACAGUGUAAAGAUUGGACAGUGUUUGAAUGUAUAAGUUAAAACUGAUGUUUUUUUUAAACGUUUGUGAAGUUAUUGACAUUUGGUUGCUAGUUCUUUGGCGGUUUGACUCAUUUGUACUGCUGUACUGCAUUUUUGUCGCCUUUUUUGUACAAACUAUUAUUGUGACGUACUUCUUCAACCAUUCUGUUAAAUAUCCUUCGUCAUUAUCUGUGUUGCUUUUGGAUGAGUCACCUACAUGAAUAAUGGUAGUCAGAGCUGGGCCAGACUGUAAUUGUAACUCAUUUGCUUUGCAGAAGAGGCUUGUUAAAUCAAUCAAGAGUAGCCAGGUAGUUGUGUUUAUUAUCACAGAAAAGUACAUAAAUCGACUUAUAAGUAAUUUCCUGCGAUUUUCUCUUAAUUUUGCAAUCCCAUGCGGUGUAAGUCAGCCAUCUGCUGGCCAUAAAAAGCUGAGAUGAUAGUCAAUUGAUAUCUCACAGAUUGGAAAGUCGUCUGGUUUAACUCCUCUAAAUUGUCCAAGAUGUAGUAAUCUCUACCCUCUGGUGCUCUUGAGGACUUUCAAACAUAUGCUGGAAAUUACUUACAAAUACUGCUUGGCCCAGGUGACACUCCAUCUGUCGUCAUUUUCUCGCCUUCAUUCUGAUAAGUGGCUUGUAGCAGGCGUUUUAGCACAAAUGAGCCCACUGCCCGACUCCGCUGGAGUUUAUUAUGCGGUCCACUUCUUGUCUUGUUACGUUUCUGUUCAUGUAGAGAUUCUGCAAAAGGUCUUUGUUGUGAUGUUGGAUUGUCUGUAAAUGGGUCUUUGUCAUUGCUGACGUCUCAACAGAAGCAUCACCACCCAAAGCCUUACAGUAAUGACUGAUUCGGGAUACAUUUUUCAGUUUGUGUAUUUCACUUCAAGCAGCUGGAAGGGGUGAACCCUUAAAAAGUUGGAUGAUGUUGAAGUGCACUUGAUUUUAAAUUGCUGUGUUAUUUUUCUUACCUUGGAGCAGUCCAUUCUUUCUUAUGUUUAAAAACAAAUAAAUGAAUGAGGUAUUACCA
Molecule: messenger RNA, 8476 nt
Organism: Xiphophorus maculatus (southern platyfish)
Lineage: Eukaryota; Metazoa; Chordata; Actinopteri; Cyprinodontiformes; Poeciliidae
Gene: dusp3a
Product: dual specificity phosphatase 3
Exons: 3
Coding region: 166-825 (219 amino acids)
Biological process (GO): protein dephosphorylation; negative regulation of MAPK cascade
Cellular component (GO): cytoplasm
Molecular function (GO): protein tyrosine/serine/threonine phosphatase activity; MAP kinase phosphatase activity
Source: RefSeq, a predicted model, not a curated record